AUGAGCAAUACCGACUUCUUGGGCCGUGCCAUCGAUGUGGUCAAGAAGGCCAUUGAGCAGGACACGGCGGGCGAGUACGAGAAGGCCUACCAACUCUACUACCAAUCCCUCGAACUGUUCAUGCUCGCCCUGAAAUGGGAGAAGAACGCAAAGUCCAAGGAGAUGAUCCGCGCAAAGGCCGCCGAAUACAUGGAAAGAGCUGAGAAACUUAAGAACCAUCUGGCCGAGCAAGACACGGAUCGGAAGAAACCCAGUGCUAUAGGCUCCAACGGAAAGACUUCGAAUGGUGCCGCCAAGGGAAAGGAAGACGAGGGAGACGACCAAGACCCCGAGUCCAAGAAGCUGCGAGGUGCCCUCGCCGGUGCUAUUCUGACCGACAAGCCCAACAUCAAGUGGGAGGAUGUCGCCGGUCUAGAGCAAGCCAAGGAAGCCCUAAAAGAGGCCGUCAUCCUGCCCAUCAAGUUUCCUCACCUGUUCACCGGCAAGCGUCAGCCUUGGAAGGGUAUCCUGCUCUACGGACCCCCCGGAACGGGUAAAUCGUACCUUGCCAAAGCCGUUGCCACCGAGGCCAACAGCACUUUCUUCAGUGUGAGCAGUAGUGAUCUGGUCAGCAAGUGGAUGGGUGAGAGUGAACGUCUCGUAAAGCAACUGUUCGGCAUGGCACGAGAAAACAAACCAUCAAUCAUCUUCAUUGACGAGAUUGAUGCACUUUGUGGACCCAGAGGUGAAGGUGAAUCAGAAGCCUCGAGACGUAUCAAGACGGAACUUUUGGUGCAAAUGGAUGGUGUUGGGCGUGAUUCCAAGGGCGUCCUCAUCCUCGGCGCAACCAACAUCCCAUGGCAACUCGACUCUGCCAUCCGAAGACGAUUCCAACGCAGAGUGCACAUCAGCUUGCCCGAUGUCCCGGCUAGAACACGCAUGUUCGAGCUUGCAGUAGGAUCAACACCAUGCGAGAUGAAGGCAGAAGAUUUCCGAACUCUGGCGCAACUCAGCGAAGGCUACUCUGGAAGUGAUAUCACGAUUGCGGUACAAGAUGCUUUGAUGCAGCCUGUGCGGAAGAUCCAGACGGCAACUCACUACAAGAAGGUUACAGUUGGCGGGCAAGAAAAGCUCACGCCGUGCUCACCGGGCGACCAGGGGGCGACAGAGAUGACGUGGAUGGACGUCGAAACGGAUCAGCUCCUGGAGCCGCCACUCAUGGUCAAGGACUUUGUCAAGGCAAUCAAGGCUUCGAGACCUACAGUCAGUCAAGAGGACCUCAAGCACAAUGCCGAGUGGACGGCAGAGUUUGGUAGCGAGGGUGCUUAG
Aureobasidium namibiae CBS 147.97 is the source of this 1308-nucleotide messenger RNA. RefSeq names its product AAA-domain-containing protein. Bases 1 to 1308 code for a protein of 435 amino acids. Lineage: Eukaryota; Fungi; Ascomycota; Dothideomycetes; Dothideales; Saccotheciaceae. The record is from RefSeq and is a predicted model, not a curated record. The transcript is spliced from 6 exons. Gene Ontology annotation, molecular function: ATP binding; ATP hydrolysis activity. Gene Ontology annotation, biological process: vacuole organization; endosomal transport.